AAACUGUGGUUCAGUGACGGCCUCCAGCCCAAACAGCUGUGGUUCGAGACCAAGACCAGCUUGUUGGAGGUCAGAGCCUUCAGCAACAACAGCCAGACUGGAAACAACAGCUGCUCCAUCAAUAACGGUGCAUGCGUCCAGCUGUGCCUGCCGUAUCCUGGAGGUCGGACGUGUACUUGUGGGCGGGGCUUCUACAGCAUCAACGGCACUUCCUGCGCCCCGAUGCCAUCUUGCCCCUCUGGAGAAGCAUCCUGCUUCGACAGCAACAAGUGCAUCAGCAGCGGCAAGUUCUGUGACGGACACGUGGACUGUCCGGACCAGUCGGACGAGCAGGACUGUCUGGACUCAAACUCUGUAUCUUUUGGCGCUAAAGCCGGUGACGGCGGCUCUCCUCGGUCUUCUCCCAACCUGAAGAACGCAGUUAAAAAGGAUCCUGCUUCCUGCGGUCUUAAACUCUGCAACGGUCACGGCAGCUGCGUCACAGAAGGAAAAGCAACUCGCUGCCGCUGUCUGGAUGGUUUCAGAGGAGAGUUCUGUCAGCAGGCAGAGACACAAAGUCAUGUGGGUGUGAUUCUGGGUGUCCUCGGCCUCAUGGCUGCUCUGAUCGCUGCAGCUUUCAUUUUCGCUAAAAGGAGAGAACUGAUGUCCUUCAGAGGCAGAUCCACGGACAAAGAAAAUCUGAUGGCCGACAUGGGCCUCCCUGAUGAAAACCAAGACUCUGACUCUGAGGAGCUGGAGUCCUCAGCUGAUGUGACAAACUCCCCACCAGCAGUAAAAUCAGUGGCACCCAGUUAGACCAUUCAGGAAGUCCAGAUGUUACACCAGCUGUGUAGCGUUGAUUUUAUAACAAGGAAGGCCUCAGAUGUCAA
Messenger RNA from Acanthochromis polyacanthus (spiny chromis), 869 nucleotides. RefSeq names its product MAM and LDL-receptor class A domain-containing protein 1-like. The record is from RefSeq and is a predicted model, not a curated record. The coding region runs from base 223 to 795 and encodes 190 amino acids. Lineage: Eukaryota; Metazoa; Chordata; Actinopteri; Pomacentridae. The transcript is spliced from 5 exons. Gene Ontology annotation, molecular function: protein binding.